GGAAACACGCAGCAUGAGGGACAGAGUGGGGGCUCUGGGCACCCGCCUCGGGAAGGUGAAGGGGGCAGGAGAGGACUCAGACAGGCUGCUGUGUGGACUUGAAGGAGCACGGGGUGAGACCUCUUACCCUUCCUCCUGGAUGCGUACGCCUGUGGUUGAUGCAGAUGGAAAUUCACAGAAUGAGUUAUCGACGGAAGUGAAAAAUGCUCUGAAGGAUGUCAGCCUCUCGCUUCACAACAGUGACAAAGUGCUUCCGUGUUGGGAAGAGUCAUUAAGAAGUUCAGCUUGCACAGCAGCCCAGAGCAAGACUGUGGCUCUGUCCUGGGCCCCUGCAGGAGAGCGGUGUGCCGGGGUGUCCUGUGGUGAGGGGGGAGCACUGGGGGGAGCCUGGCCCGGAGGAUGGUGCUGCAUAGGAGAGCCGUGUGGGUCGGGACUACCGUGCCUUCAGAAACGGUCACAAGUGGGGAUUUCUGAGGAGGAACCGCCAAGUGCUCUUCUGGACGGGCGAGGCUCUGAGUUGGAACUGUCUUGCCCGCGCUUUGUCCUGUCUACACCGCUGCACGCGCACCCCAAAGUAUUCCCGAGCGAUGAGACAGAAUGUGUUUUCUUUGGCCGCUCAAAGCCUGCGUUUUCCGAGCAAACAGAAUACAAGAAAAUGCUUUCACGUGUGAAAAGUACCUCAGCCGAUCUGCAGAUCACCCUGGGGUUACUGGCUCUCCUGGCUUUGGGAGUAGCAAAUCCAUUACACCAUAGUUAAGGUACAAGCAGAACAAUAAAAAUAGUGAGAUUAAUUUUAAAAGCGGUUUUAGAAUGAUUUCUUUCACCCUGAGUCUGGAGGCCUGUUACCAGGGCAGCUGCGAAGUUCCCGCCUCAGUCGAUGUGAUCAGAACUAAAGGAAGUGGACUUGGAACUCCUGGGAAGUUGGUUGAUGUGGGAGAAUUUUGAGCAUGCUUUAAAUUGUGCUCGAAAGAUACUCAGUAUUGGGCUACGGCUUCAAGGAGGACGGUCACGUACCCUGUAUCAAUAUCGGGUUGGAACGUGGAGAUGUAACAAAAUGCUUUAUGGGUCUUCAGCGCUCAUUGCCAAGGGCUCCUGUCCCAGACACUGUCUCCUCGGGCCAUCUGCCCCUCUGCUGGAAGUGGCCGUUGGUACAAGUCAGCCCCUCCAUAGUUGAUGGUUAGCUGUCCCCGUUUGCGCAUUCUGUAGAAUAAUGUUGGUCUGCAGCACAAUUUGAUUCCUUUCCUCACGUCCCCUCUCCUUCCACUUGAAACGCAGUCUAAAUGGAGGCCCUGCAUUGAAAGUUGCAAUAUUAAAUGUACUUUUAGCAUAAUCCUUUUUCGAACUGGGAGCCCCACCUGUGUCGCCUGAAAUAAAAGCAAGCUUAGGACUUCUUUGCUGCAGCUCAGCUAGGGAGAGACGGACCUAGCCUUUCCCUUACAGGAAGGUUCCAGUUCUUAGGAGUGGAGGCAUAUACUAAUGUUUUUUUUCCUGAGGUAACACCUUGGGGUUGUUGAUAACUUUGAUAAAGGUCACUUCAAAGAGUGUGGAGUUUUUAAGGAGUCCCAAAGUGAGACCUCACUGCUUUCGGGGCUCUUGAUUGCCUAUAUCCGUCUGUGUGCUAAAUUACUAUGCUGUGUGCUGUUUCAGUGUUUUGGGAAAGUGAAAACUUCAAACUUGUUACUUAGCAUAAUAAAUGUCUUAUUUUAAGCGUGUA
Messenger RNA from Hyaena hyaena (striped hyena), 1714 nucleotides. RefSeq names its product family with sequence similarity 220 member A (gene FAM220A). Gene Ontology annotation, molecular function: STAT family protein binding. The record is from RefSeq and is a predicted model, not a curated record. Bases 14 to 757 code for a protein of 247 amino acids. The transcript has a single exon. Gene Ontology annotation, biological process: negative regulation of transcription by RNA polymerase II; protein dephosphorylation. Gene Ontology annotation, cellular component: nucleus. Lineage: Eukaryota; Metazoa; Chordata; Mammalia; Carnivora; Hyaenidae.